Molecule: messenger RNA, 604 nt
Organism: Ambispora leptoticha
Lineage: Eukaryota; Fungi; Glomeromycota; Glomeromycetes; Archaeosporales; Ambisporaceae
Source: the annotation of a GenBank genome assembly
AUGAAAUUCACUAACACAAUCUUGCAAAAUAUUUUCUCGGUACUAGAGAGAAAACAUAUCAAUGGAGAAAAAGACUCUUUGCGGACACUAUAUUAUUGUUCGCUAGUAAACCGGGAAUGGAACCAAAAUGCAAUUCCAUAUUUAUGGAGUUCGCCUUUUCACACACGCACAAAAAUCUCUUCGGAUUACACAUCAUCCUCACCCGAAAACUCCGGUUUAGCAACGAAUUUGAUAAAUAUUUAUCUUGAGUGCUUAGAUAAUCAUUCAUUGGGAAUUCUUAAAGAAUAUCAAAUUUUAAGUGCUGAAAAAACUCGCUCAAAUUCAUUAUUGCAUAAUUACCUAAAAUUUCUUAAAUAUUUAGAUUUACGCGGACUUGUUCAUUAUAUCGGAAUCUGGUUAUCAAAUUAUACAACCGAAAAAAGUUUCGUUUUCCCAUAUCUAAUACGAAAAGCUCAACUUGUAGUAUUGAAGGAGUUGAUAAGAAAUGCACUAGAAAAUGGCGCCGAACUAAACGAAUUACGAAUCGAUACGGCACAUGUCAAUUAUUUGUUAUCCAGAGCAACGUUGGGUUCCUUUUGUUGUGGCUCAAAAGUGCAGAAAUCUG